Messenger RNA from Leptomonas pyrrhocoris, 1030 nucleotides. RefSeq lists its product as hypothetical. Lineage: Eukaryota; Euglenozoa; Kinetoplastea; Trypanosomatida; Trypanosomatidae. The transcript has a single exon. The record is from RefSeq and is a predicted model, not a curated record. Bases 410 to 1030 code for a protein of 206 amino acids.
AGAAUGCUCUCUGCGCCAGUGCAAAGCAACGACGGAGUUCACAAGCAGUAUUCGCUUCUGAUUCUUUCGUGGUAGCCUAUUGGACCCUUGAUUGACACUUAUUUGGUAGCCCUGCUACAAGAAGAGAAUCCGAUUUAUUCAUAUUGCCAGAUUUCCGUUUCAAGAAAGUCGCCCAUCAUUUUAGCUUUCUGCACAAUACAGUGCGCUACGAAUUCAGCUCGUAGCGCACGCCUCGUAAAAGAGGGCUCCCCCAAAAUAAAUAUAAUAUUUCCAACGCUAUUAGCUUUCCUUUGGCACUCUUCUGUCCAUUGAAAGGAGGAGGAAGAAGAAAGUAACAGCUAGAGUGUCCUCAACAAUAACAACACUGGAAAAAAAAAAGAAACAGCUCAGGGGUCCUUGUGUUGCCAAGAUGUCGCACAUGACAGCUGAUUUGGAGUACUUUAAGUGCGAUAUGUGCGGCGUGUACAUGCAUCGCGACAUUUUCUGCGACCACCGCCGCGACUGCCACGGCCGUGACAGCACCGUGCUGAAGCGAGGCGAGUGCGCGAAGCUGUCCGACGCGCUCAGCCGCGAGACACGAGAACUGUUGCUGGCGAGAGAGGCGGAGGCCGGCGCGCCCACUCGACCUAUUGAUGCACCGAUACUGCAACGGAGCAGCAACGGCAACGGCAACAGUGAGGCGAUGGCGGCCGACGCUAGCGCCGGUGCUGGACAACGCUGUCGCGAAGCCGAUCGUGUUGUGGGAGAGAAAUGCGAAUUUGGCUCAUGCGAUCAGGCAUCAGAAGCAGCAACGGCCACCGAAGCCGCAGCGACGUUAUCGAAGGCGCCUUCUUCAUCGCCGUCGGUUUCCCGCAACGGUGAUCCGGUCAAGAUAAGUGCCUCGGUCUCCGUUGCGGAGCUGGAGCGGCGCCAGGAGGCGCGGACGCGGCGGGCGGUGUCGGACCGGUAUCAAGCGACGCUAGACGCGAAGAUUAGCGCGUUGCUCACAGAGGAAAAGAAGUCGGCGCUCCUGAGCUUCUUAAAUUCGUAG